UAUGAAUAAUUAAUCACGUAAAUCGAAUGGUUAUCUCCGCCGUCCGAUCUAAGGAUGUUUUUAUUUUUAUAGUUUCUUCGUGCAGCGAUCGCAAAUUCAACCCGCUGCAGAAAUAUACCGAUGUUUUAACUUAUUAACCGACAUUAAAUCUGCUCCUCUCGCUUCCUCUGGGGAAAUGUGCGUGUAAGUGGGUGUGUCGAGUGAGUUUAAACUUUAUGAUGAGUUAAAGUUUGAUCAUGGCCGUGUGGACCCGCGCGGAAAAACAGGGUCAUCUGGACCUGCUGUUGAGUGAUCGCUGGGUUCGGGUCUCCGCGGAGCUCACACGGGACACUCUCACACUAACGGCGGAGGGCGAACCGAGCGGGCCCGCGGGCUAUUCGGAGCACAACUCUCAUUUAAGGAAUGGCGUUUCCAAUGGCAACGAACAGAACCGAGAUGUUUAUCACAGCCACGGGCAAUAUGACAGUCCGGGUCGGGUCAACGGGACCGGCUCAGACUCGGAAUCUAGUGGUUAUUGUGACCCGGCGGGGCCGGAGGGGGUUCGGAGGGUCCGUAUAGUCAAGCAGGAGUCCGGCGGACUGGGGAUCAGUAUUAAAGGGGGACGGGAGAACCGCAUGCCCAUCCUCAUAUCAAAGAUCUUCCCCGGUUUAGCGGCGGACCAGAGUCGAGCUCUGCGUGUCGGCGACGCGAUCCUGUCCGUCAACGGCAGCGACCUCCGCGAUGCCACGCACGACGCGGCGGUGCAGGCGCUGAAGAAGGCUGGGAAGGAGGUGACGCUGGAGGUGAAGUACAUCAGGGAGGUGUCUCCACUCUUCAAGAAGUCCUCUAUGAGUGCAGAUCUGCCUUGGGAUGGACGUCUUCAGUCUCCAAACCUCAGCAGCAGCGAUGAGUCGCCCAAGAGCGGCGUAACUCGUGACAGAAAGGUCAUCCCGCUCAAAAUGAGCUUCAUCAGCCGAAACCUCACCAUGCCUGACCUGGAAAACAGAUUGUUGGAGCUUCACUCUCCGGACGGCCAGCACACUGUGGUGUUGCGGUGUAAAGACGGGGCCACUGCUCACUCCUGGUUCACGGCCAUUCACACAAAUGUUGCUGCCCUAUUGCCACAGAUGCUGGCCCAUAUCAACUCCUUCUUGAGCAACCCUAGCGCCAACACACACUGCACGCUCAAACACAUCGGCUGGCUGGCAGAGCAGCUUGAGCUGGAUGGCGGGCGGCAUCAGUACAGACGAGUCGUCAUGGCGCUCACAGAGAAAGACAUCUUGCUGUUCCAGUCGGUGCCGUGGACGUACGAGAGCUGGACCUCUCCUCUCUUAACACACCCACUACUCGCCACAAGGCUUGUUCACUCGGGCAGCGUCCGCAGUUCUCCGGCUCUGGGUGGAGAUUUGGUGUUCGCUACACGUACAGGCACAGGUCGAGGGAUCGAGUCUCAUGUGUUUCGUGUGGAGACACACUGGGAUUUGUCCACAUGGACACGUGCUCUGGUGCAGGGCGGACAUUCGGCUGCUGAGCUCAUCAAAGAGGUUUCCAUAGGCUGUGUGUUGAACAGGCAGGAUGUUCGUCUGAUUCUGCAUUAUGACAGAGGUUUCACUGUGACACGGGAAUCUGGCGAACCUGUGCUGUUUCACUUCCCCUAUGAGCGGCUCAAGAUGUCUGCAGAUGAUGGAGUCAGGAACCUUUACCUGGAUUUUGGUGCUCCAGAGGGCGAAAUGGUGUUUGAGCUUCACUCGGGGCCGAAGCCUGUGGUCUUUGUGCUUCAUUCGUUUCUCUCAGCAAAACUGGCUCGUUUGGGACUGCUGACAUAAAAUCAACAUGAAAUGAUUGAGGUCCAUUUAUUUCAUUGGUUUAUUGACAGCUACUAUUUUACUCAAGCAGUGUUUUCAAAGUUCUUCUUCUAGCUGUGUGUGUGUGGCUUUCUAAAGCAGAAUGCAAUCUUAUUUUCCUCUGAUCAGGAACACCAGUUGUGCCUUCUCAUCUAGAGCUUUUACAGCUAUUUUUUCAGGCUUAAGGUCACCAUAAAGCUUUGCAAAAUUACCAAAAUGAACAUUAUUCUUUUAUUAUCUAUGUUUGUUUUUCACGUAACUCUCCUGUAUUUAUGUUUAUAUGUAUUGCAUGGCAAAGACUGUUACAUCUACGUGUUAUAAUAAUCUUAAUGAAUGUCAUUUGAAUAUGUUCAUGCAAAUAUGGAGAAAAUGAAGCUUUAAACGCAUUCCCUCAUGACUGACCAAAAGUAACCUCCCUAAAGCUUAACUUCUCCUCUAAUAGGAUUAAUUGAGUUGAAUCAAUAUAAAGUGUAGGAAUGUUUUAUAUCUGUUCUUUACAUGUCAUGAAAAAUGUUUUCUUUUCUCAUUUAUGACCAAACCAGCUCCAGGCCUUGAUUAUUAAUUUUUCUUUUUCCAUUGUACAUUAACGUACCUCUUCUUGAUCCGCAUUAGAUAAGUGAUUAGUCUUUAUUACAGGAUUCCCAUCUCACUAGAAACCUGCAAAUAUCAGGGAAUUUUCUGAUUUCCAUGAUUGGAAAUGUGAAGAAAAUGAAUGAAAACAAAGAAAUGAUUUCUGAAGUAAAAUACAUUUUCUAAAUAUGAUUAGCUCUUAAA
Molecule: messenger RNA, 2597 nt
Organism: Megalobrama amblycephala (Wuchang bream)
Lineage: Eukaryota; Metazoa; Chordata; Actinopteri; Cypriniformes; Xenocyprididae
Gene: sntb2
Product: syntrophin, beta 2
Exons: 7
Coding region: 237-1805 (522 amino acids)
Cellular component (GO): intracellular anatomical structure; dystrophin-associated glycoprotein complex; synapse
Molecular function (GO): structural molecule activity; protein binding
Source: RefSeq, a predicted model, not a curated record